Messenger RNA from Opisthorchis viverrini, 387 nucleotides. RefSeq lists its product as hypothetical. NCBI's taxonomy places the organism in Eukaryota, Metazoa, Platyhelminthes, Trematoda, Opisthorchiida, Opisthorchiidae. The transcript has 3 exons. The record is from RefSeq and is a predicted model, not a curated record. Bases 1 to 387 code for a protein of 128 amino acids.
AUGAUUUCGAAGUGUCUACAACGGCCAAGGAACAUAUGUGAUAAAAUCAUGCAAAAGAAUAGUGGGGUAUUACGAAGAAGCGUGCGACCGACGACAAGGACAAUCGACGAACACGUGCUGGUGAAAGCUAAGCGGAUGGUAUCCAUCCGUCCGGGAACAGAUUCUGGACCAUCCAAAGAUAACAAGGAUCGUGCAGAACUCACUGCUAGAUGUGGGAGCCGAAAAGAUCCAGAUGGCAAAGAAACUGCAUUAGGAGACAGAAGUCCGGAAAAGCAAAAGCAAGAACGGAUUAUACAUCAGUUUCAGACAUCUAGGGAGCCUCGCCAAACCAUCACCAAGCGGAAACACGACCAAUUCAGUAGGCAACAAGAUGAAGAGAAUAACUGA